AAGAAAUUUCAGAGCUGCUGUUCAACUACAGUUCAAAGGAGAAAAUAGAAAUAUCUAGAAAUAUUGUUUGAGCUGUGAAUUGGUGAAGGAUGAUGGCAUCUGUUAAGGAGCUGCUCGUGGACUCACUGAAGGACUUGGUAGAAGCUGAACUGAAAGAGUUUCAUUGGCGCUUAAUGAAUGCACAUCUUAAGUUUAUAUCAAAGUCUGAUAUGGAAAGAGCAGAAAUAUUCGACACAGUGGAAAAAAUGGUGGCAUGUUAUGGACCACAUGGAGCUGUGAAGAUCAUGGUGGACAUCCUGAGAAAGAUGAAGCAAAAUGAUCUGGCUGAUCAGCUAGAGAAUGAACACAAGCAAGCUCAGGUUGAGGACAAUACAAAGGCAUCUGUCCCUGUUGGAGAACUGAAAAACUUCUUGAAAACUCACAAAAACAACAUGAAGAAGAAAGCAAAAUUUAUUUUUGAGGGCAACAAAGAAAACGACAUGGAUCUUGAAACUGUGUACACAGAACUGUUCAUCACAGAGGGAGAUAUGAAAGAUGUAAAUCAGGAACAUGAGAUUCUGAAGAUUGAUGAUGCUUUCAAGAAAAAUAAAACAAUGGACAAACUAAUAAAAUGCAAUGAUAUAUUUGCGGAACUGAGGAAAAACAAUGAGGAGAAGAUUGUGCUGACCAAGGGAGUUGCUGGCAUCGGAAAAACUGUCUCUGUGCACAAGUUCAUCCUGGACUGGGCAGAAGGAAACACCAAUCAGGAUAUAGACUGUGUCUUCCUGCUUCCAUUCAGAGAGAUCAACUUAAUGUCAAAUGAAAAUUUCAGUCUCCACGAGAUUCUGCUGGAAUUUUAUCCUGAACUGGAGGAAAUGGAGAAAUCAAAGUUAUAUGAAGAACUUAAGAUAACAUUUAUAUUCGAUGGACUUGAUGAGAGUCGCUUGGCUCUAAAUUUUAAUAGUGGAUCUUUGAACAAUGUUGAGAAAAAAUCAUCUGUAGAUGUACUGUUUACAAGUCUGGUCAAAAAGAAACUGCUACCAUCAGCUCUUGUGUGGGUGACAUCACGACCAGCAGCAGCCAAUCAGAUCCCUCCUCGGUAUGUAGGUUUGUUCACAGAGGUGAGAGGAUUCACUGACCAACAGAGGGAGGAGUACUUCAGAAAGAGAAUCAAAGAUGAGACUCAAGCCUCCAGAAUCAUCUCACACAUUAAGAUGUCUCGCAGUCUUUACAUCAUGUGCCAUAUUCCUGUGUUCUGUUGGAUCACAGCCACAGUACUUCAGGAUAUUCUCAUCAAGAAUAAUACAGAAAACAUCAGCACAACACUCACUGAAAUGUACAUUCACUUCCUGCGGAUACAGAUGAACACAAAGAGCCAGAAGUAUGAUAAAAAAGAACAAAGACAACGUACAAAGCUCUUGCGUUCAAAUAAAAAAAUGAUCCUGAAAUUAGCCAAACUAGCAUUUAAACAGCUGAAGAAGGAAACCAUUGUGUUCUAUGAGAAAGAUCUGAAAGAAUGUGGUAUUGAUGUGAGUAAAGACACUGAGUUCACAGGAAUGAUCGCUGAAAUCUUUAGGAUGGAAGAUGGACUUUAUAAGACAAAGGUCUUCUGCUUUGUGCAUCUGAGUGUUCAGGAGUUUCUUGCUGCAUUGCAUGUGUUCAUCUGCUACCUGAACAAGAACAUGCGAGACCUUCUGUUUUUCUUUAAAGAUUCAGAAACUACAGCCAGACAAAUGCUUCACUUCAUCUUUAGAAAUGUCACAUUUCAAGACUUAAUAAAGCGAGCCACUGAUAAAGCCAUGCAGAGUAAGAGAGGACAUCUGGACCUGUUCCUGAGGUUUCUGAUGGGAAUUUCACUGGAAUCCAGUCAGAAACGGCUCAAAGGCCUGAUCACACACACUGAAGACACCACAGAGAGCAUCACACAAAUAUGUGAACACAUUAAAGAAAUUCAAAAAGGUGACAUCUCAAAUGAAGCAUCAGUCAACCUAUUUUACUGCUUACUUGAACUGAAAGAUAAUUCAUUAUAUGAUGAAAUCCAGACAUACCUCAGUUCAGAUGAACAUCCUGGAAGAGACCUCUCAUCUUCAAUGUGCACAGUGUUGACCUACAUACUGCUGAUGUCGGAGAAGGUGCUGGAAGAGUUUAACCCAAAGAGGUUCACGUCAAAACAAGCAGACUACAAGAGACUUAUUCCAGCUGUGAGAUGCUGCAGAAAAGCCUUAUUUCACAGUUGUUGUUUUGAUGAAACAUGCUGUGAAACAGUGUCUUCUGCUCUACAAUCAAACUCUCGUCUGACAGAGCUGGACCUGAGCAGCAAUCACCUGCAGGAUUCAGGAGUGAAGCUGCUGUCUGAUGGCCUGAAGAGUUCACACUGUCAACUGAACAUACUAAGGCUAUGUGGAUGUAAUCUCACUUCUCAGUCCUGUGAAAGUUUGUCUUCAGCUCUACAAUCCUCAAAUUCCCAUCUAAAUGUGCUGGACCUGAGUAACAAUGACCUCCAGGAUUCUGGAGUGAAACUGCUUUCUGAAGGUCUGAAGAGUCCAAACACUAAGCUGGAGAUAUUGAGAUUUCCGAUAUGUAAUCUUACUGCUCAGUCUUGUGAGAGUGUGUCAUCAGUUUUACAAUCCUCAAACUCUGUCCUGAGAGAGUUGGAUCUGAGUAACAAUGAUCUGCAGGAUUCAGGGGUGAAGCUUAUUUCUGAUGGUCUGAAGAGUCCGAACUGUCAGCUGGAGAUACUGAGGUUGUCUGGCUGUAUGGUGACAAAGGAAGGCUGUUGUUAUGUGUCUUCAGCUCUGACUUCACAUCCCUCAUGCUUGAGAGAGCUGGAUCUAAGCUAUAAUCACCCUGGAGAUUCAGGAGUCAAGCUGCUCUCUGAUAAACUGAAGGAUCCAAAUUGCUCACUGGGCAAAUUCAAUGUGAAUCAUGGAGGAAAAUCCAGGAUUACAGCAGGACUACAGAAAUAUGCCUGUUUUCUCACACUGGAUCCAAACACAGCACACACUGAACUCAUUCUGUCUGAGGAGAACAGAAAGGUGACAGAUGUGAGACAGAAAAAGCUGUAUCCUGAUCACUCAGACAGAUUUGAUGAGUGUCCUCAAGUGUUGUGUAAAGAGAGUGUGUGUGGGCGCUGUUAUUGGGAGACUGAGUGGAGUGGAUGUGUGUUUAUAUCAGUGUCAUAUAAGAGCAUCACCAGGAAGGGACGGGGUGUUGAGUGUUGGUUUGGAUUUAACGAUCAGUCCUGGAGUUUGUUUUGCUCUCCCAUCAGUUACUCAUUCAUACACAAUAACAUAGUGACUGUUCUCCCUGUGAAGUCCAUUGGCAGUAGAAUAGGAGUGUAUGUGGAUCACAGAGCAGGAACUCUGUCCUUCUACAGCGUCUCCAGAAACACAAUGAGCCUCAUCCACACAGUCCAGACCACAUUCACUCAGCCGCUCUAUCCUGGGUUUAGGGUUUAUUCUACUGGAUCAUCAGUGAAACUGUGUUGAUGAAUCAGAAGUGACUCAUGAAAGAUUCUUCCCAUCAUGUUUUGAGCUGAAUGAUAAAUCAGUAACAGUGAGAUGUUAUUGUCUCUUCAUGACAUUAAUACUACAGCUGAAUGAAUGUCUAUCACUGAAAUAACAGAAUAAAUGUGUCAGAAAUCCUCCUAAUGACAGAGAGAUCAAUGUGUGUGUGUGAAUGUGUGUGUGAUAGAGACAGUGUAUCUACAUUUAUUUUUAUAGUGUCAUAUCAAUCAUUUGUAUUAUUUCUUUCAAAA
This is a messenger RNA of Carassius auratus (goldfish), 3736 nucleotides long. Its product is annotated as NACHT, LRR and PYD domains-containing protein 3-like. The transcript is spliced from 10 exons. The record is from RefSeq and is a predicted model, not a curated record. Gene Ontology annotation, molecular function: protein binding. NCBI's taxonomy places the organism in Eukaryota, Metazoa, Chordata, Actinopteri, Cypriniformes, Cyprinidae. The coding region runs from base 90 to 3467 and encodes 1125 amino acids.